GCCGUAAGCGACGCUCGCCCCUUCCCUACGCCAGGCCGUAGGGAGAGGGGAAAAGUUCAGGCCGAAAGAAUUUCGGAUGCGCCCCCAGGGGUUGUUUUGCCAAGACGCUCCUAUUGCAAAAUCUGCAGUUGAAAAGAAACAUUUUUUUAUAAGAAGAGAAUGGAUGGAGAAGAGAAGACAUACGGUGGGUGUGAGGGCCCAGAUGCUAUGUAUGUGAAGUUAAUAUCCUCUGAUGGCCAUGAGUUCAUUGUAAAAAGAGAGCAUGCAUUAACAUCAGGAACAAUAAAAGCUAUGUUGAGUGGACCAGGUCAGUUUGCAGAAAAUGAAACAAAUGAGGUCAAUUUUAGAGAGAUCCCAUCCCAUGUCCUAUCCAAAGUAUGCAUGUAUUUCACCUACAAGGUCCGCUAUACUAACAGCUCUACGGAGAUUCCUGAAUUCCCAAUUGCACCUGAAAUUGCACUGGAACUUCUGAUGGCUGCAAACUUCUUAGAUUGUUAAAUAAAAUAAAUUAUAAUAAAAAAUGUAAAACUUUUUUCAGUAUUUAAUACAUGUAGUUCAGUUAGUAACUUUUUUCAGAUAGCAUGUUGCGUGUGUGCUGUUGAGAACUGUAAAGUUCACUGCAGAGGCAAUUGCCUUCAGUUCUUUUGCAUAUAGCAAUCAUUCAGUUGGAGUUUGUUUUGCUGCUUACACAAAUAAGGACCUUUUCACAAACUGAGACAAAUAAACAAAUAUGCCAAUUAGUAGAUGGCUAUGCCUUAUCCUUUAGGUGUGGUAGAACUUUCUUUUAAUACAAUGGCUGUAGCAAAUACUGGAGUUUAGUCUAAUACUCUCUAAAAGAUAAUUAUAGUUACAUUUGAGUAGCUGUUAAAGGUUUCUAGCUUUCUCUUAUUUUUAAAGUUUCUAAACAUCUGAACUUAAUCUCCUUUGUAAGAUAGCUGUCCUGUAGCAUAGUUACACUAACUAGAUUAGAAGUGCCCUCUUUAUAUACUAUCAGUGAUAUUCCAUUUAGGUUUAAAGUGGAGUAUGUAGGAGAAUGCUUAAAGCUUUUAAUUUAAGUCAUAGUUUAGACAUGUGCAAAGGUGUACUUGAUAACAUUUUGCUUCUAUAACCUCAAUUUACCCCAUUAGUAAUUUCAAAUAUUCCAGUUACUUGUCUGUACAGUAAGACUGUGAUCCUACUGACAGUGACUUUUAAGGGGCAAAGUAACUCUUAAAAUCUGUGUAUAUUAUCUUCUAUAUAACAUAUGUGCUUUUUCUUAAUAUACUGUCACUUGACUUGAUAAGGAUUUUAUAUAGCUUCAGUUAUGGUUUAUUUCCAUUGUUCUGAUUGUUUAUGUAAAGUCUGUAUUUAAUCUCUAGAGUAGUAGAGUCAUUUAGUAGUCAUUUAAAUUUUGUAACAUAACAACUGAAAAAAUAGAAGUUGUCCUACCUUUUACCUCUUCCUCAACCUCUCCCUUGUAACCCAUAGCAAAAGACCCUGAAAUGUGGAGGUCUUUUAUAUUUGAAGGAAAGGACAUUAAGCAGAUGUUUUAGGAGCUGUUUUAUAAAUUUCAUAGGUAUUUCCAGUGUUUUUAAAAAUGUUUUAGGGGAAAAAGAUUGGCAAGCCACUGACAUAAUACUAGAGUGGAAUAUGUUAUGUCUUGGUAGAUCCUGCUGACAGUGGCCUGUAGUAUCAGUUCUUUGUUCAAAACAAGUUUCCAUAAAGAAAACAAACAACUUAAGACAAAAACUUGCUUAUUGUUCAGCUGCAGCCUGAAGAACCCUUCUGCUAAAAUCAUCUGUAAAUGAGAAUGCAACCAAUGCAUCAUGAGAAAUGAUGCAAGAACAAUGUAAUUAGAAUUUCCAUCAGCUGCCACUGCUUCAGCUUUGUUUUGAUCAAGAAGUGAUUGUGGUCUAUCAUGGAAAAAUCCCAUCAACUGAUGGUGGAACCUCUUUCUAGAUGUUUUAACUCACAGUUAAUUUAGAGGGCUGAAACUCUCCUCUAAACCUGUUUGUCAACAUGAAUGCAACUUGGAAGAGAUUUUCCUGGGUGAAAACUAGUAGCUUAGAUAGACUAUGCAGUCUGCCCAUGGAGGAGGUCAGUUAUGACAAGUGAAAUUUUAUUCUGGGCUUAAACAAUGCUGACGUUUGUCAGUGUGUUGGUAGAUUAGCUGACAUUUAUUCACGUCACAUACUUUAGCACAAUUUAAUGUGUUUAAUGUGGGGAUGUUUGUGACUAGAUUGGCUUUGCACGGUAAAGCUGAAGUGCAUUGUAGGGUGAUUGUCUGAAAUUCCAUGUGUAAGCACUCUGGUCAGUGCUGUUAGUAACUCAUUUUCAAGAGCACUAGAAUGAUAAACCAGAGAUACCCUGUUAUGCUGCUUUUGUUAGAGCCGCUAGGAAUACCCUAAAAGGUCAAGGAAUACCAACAUGGAUAUUUUAGUCACAACUACAUAUCAGUCUGAGUGAGUCUUAAGUUCACUAGCCAUUUUUAACAGUCUUGAGGCUAAUGACUUCAGGCUAAACAUUAUUUCGUUUUAAACUAAGGCAAAAAGGAUGCCAUUUUUUAAAACAGUGGGCUUUUUCUUCUUUUCUUUUUUCUCUUCCCCUUUUUAAGCAUUCUAGAACAAUUUCCUUGAUUUUGUUAAAAUACAUUUGCAUUUGAAGAUUCUGUACUUUAGCAGUAAGGUAAAAUAGCUGGUUUAGCUCUGAAUAAUAAUUUUGUUGGUUUUCUUUAAGCUUAAUGUAUUAUACAGUAGCUUUGAACACUCAGGAAUUGCAGUAGUGUCCUAGAGUGCACUAUUUGCAAAACCACCGGCUGUUAAAAUGAACCAGAUUUCUAAGGGGGAGGGGGGCAGGGAGAAUUAGUGCAAUUUCCAUGGUAGUUAAAUGGGUAUGCUAUUAUCAGACAAUUGGAAACUUACCACGCUUAACCCCUGAGUUCUAAAUAAAUUUCAAAGUUGAAAAUUUUUAAA
Molecule: messenger RNA, 2951 nt
Organism: Melozone crissalis (California towhee)
Lineage: Eukaryota; Metazoa; Chordata; Aves; Passeriformes; Passerellidae
Gene: ELOC
Product: elongin C
Exons: 4
Coding region: 160-498 (112 amino acids)
Biological process (GO): ubiquitin-dependent protein catabolic process
Cellular component (GO): elongin complex
Molecular function (GO): protein-macromolecule adaptor activity
Source: RefSeq, a predicted model, not a curated record